AUGAGCGAAGGGGUCUCCUCUCCUCCGGGUGCCGCAGCUGGUGCCGAGGAGGGGGCGGCGGCCGGAGCCGGGGGUCCCGCGGGCGGCGGCGAUGGGGGCGCCGACCCGGCGGCCCGCGAGGUGCGCUGCAGCGACUGCAUCGUGUGGAACCGGCAGCAGACGUGGCUGUGCGUGGUGCCACUCUUCAUCGGUUUCGUGGGCUUGGGGCUCAGCCUGAUGCUGCUCAAGUGGAUCGUGGUGGGCUCCGUCAAGGAGUACGUGCCCACCGAGCUGAUGGAUUCCAAAGGCAUCGAGCAGGACCCCUUCUUCCUCUCCAAGCAGCCCACCACGCCGCCCAAAAGCGUGGACACCACCACCAGCAGCACGGCCACUACCACCACGUCGAGGACACCCAAUCGGAUAAGUACCCGCCUCACCACCAUGACCAAGGCGCCCACCCGCUUCCCGGGCACCCGGGGCCCGAUCCGCGCCGGCCUGCCUAGAUCCACCACGGCGCACCACACGAUCGCGCCCCCGACCGUCCUUGCCGCCACCACCACCGCUGUCCCUUUCAGCACCACCAUCCUGAUUUCCCGCCCUGCGCCUGGCACCCCUGGGACCCAGCCUCUGCCCAUCUGGCCCACUGCGGCAUACACUACCUCCUCCUACAAGACCUAUCUUCAGGACUCUGCUCCGUCCUGGACCUUAUCCCCCUUCCAAGAGGCCAGCACCACCACCACGCCAGAGGCCAACACCAGCCCCAAAUACCAUACCACAACAUACUCCACUGAACAAUCUGAGCACUUUAAGCCAUGCAAAGAUAAGGAUCUUGCAUACUGUCUCAACGAUGGGGAAUGUUUUGUCAUUGAAACCCUAACAGGCUCCCACAAACACUGCCGGUGCAAAGAGGGCUACCAAGGAGUCCGCUGUGACCAAUUUUUGCCGAAAACCGACUCAAUCUUGUCAGAUCCAACUCACCAUUUAGGAAUUGAAUUCAUGGAGAGCGAAGAGGUUUACCAGCGGCAAGUGCUGUCUAUUUCCUGUAUCGUCUUUGGCAUAGUCAUAGUGGGCAUGAUCUGUGCAGCGUUCUACUUCAAAACAAAAAAGCAAACAAAACUUAUUCAGGAACAGCUGAAAGAGACACGAAAUGGGAAAACCUACAGCCUUAAUGCUUCCAGCAUGAUGGCAAAAUCAGAGACCAGGGCUGAAAGCCGAGUCCAGCUGCAAAAUUAUUCAAAGGCAAACAGACAUCCAGAGCCAGUGAUGGAGAAAAUGAUGGAAUCUAGCUUUUCAGGAACUCAGUCCUUUCCCGAAGCCUUGUCUCCUGACAGAGGUAGCCAGGCUAUGAAGCCACACAGAAGUCUAUCUUCAUGCUGCAGCCCAGGUCAACGAACCGGGAUGCUCCACAGGAAUGCCUUUCGGAGGACUCCUCCCUUACCUCGGGGCAGGUUCAAUGGGAUCACAGGACCAGCAUACCAACAACUAGAAGAGUCAAGGAUCACAGAUCAGGAGACAAUACCUUGUCAAAGGUUAUCUACUGGUUUAAAAACACCACAGAAUACUUCAAUAAAUAUGCAACUGCCUUCAAGAGAGACAAGCUCUUAUUUUAAUAGUGUGGCUCCAAAGGAUAUGGUUGGCUAUCCAUCUCCACGGGCCAGUUCUGUCCCCAUCAUCCCUUCUGUGGGCUUAGACGAAGCCUGCAUGCAGACACAAAACGUUUCAGACAUGACAGGCAUCAAAUGGUGCAAAAACUCCUAUUCCACUGAACUUGUUAAUGUGAGUGCCCCAGCCAGCAGUUGUCUUAUUGCAGAACAACAAGAAGUCAAAAUAUUGUUAGAAACUGUCCAGGAGCAGAUCCAAAUCCUGACUGACACAAGGAGGUCGGAGGACUUUGCGCUGUCAAAUGCCGACACCAAGAACAGUACAAGUGAAAACACAGCAUUUCUGCCCAUGAGUCCUGUGGUGAAAUCGGAACAAGAGGCACAGUUUGUCUUAAAAAGUGAAAUGAAAAGAGACUCAGCAUCGGUCAAGUGA
Molecule: messenger RNA, 2013 nt
Organism: Zootoca vivipara (common lizard)
Lineage: Eukaryota; Metazoa; Chordata; Lepidosauria; Squamata; Lacertidae
Product: pro-neuregulin-3, membrane-bound isoform
Biological process (GO): animal organ development; intracellular signal transduction; nervous system development
Molecular function (GO): chemorepellent activity
Source: RefSeq, a predicted model, not a curated record